AUGUCGAAAUUACCCCCUGUUGAAAAGCUGCCCCUUGCGCUACGCAAGAACAUUCGUGAUGCAUGGGAUAAUAAGAAGUCGGGUUUCGAGCAACAAAUCUCAGAUAUUCUUACUGUGCCCUGGACGAUAGACAUAAAUCCCAAUCAAUUAUUUGCCUAUGCAGAAGAGGGUUAUGCCAAGGAGUCACUGGGAGAUUGCAUUGCCAGUUAUAUCAAUGGCGCGAUAUACAAGCUCAAGGACUACGUGAGCAGUGGUGGCGACGAAGGCCUGAAAGAACUGAAUUCAAUUUGUCAUGCCCACACCAUAACAAUGGACUUAGACGAUGCGAAUCGCGUUACGUACUGCGGUGCAGAUGUUCACGAGGGCAAGCUACGAAUCUUGUUCGCCCCAAGUCGCCUAGGUACCAAUAUCGACGAUGCACUUAGCCGCGAAGUCCUUCUAAAAGCUCUCAACGAGGCUCCCGCGCCCGAAUCUGACGGUGCGGUAACAUUGAGCUUUGCAGCACGCAAGGGAAUCCGAGAUGAGUACGAGAAUAGAGCCGAAGAAAUUCGGUCUCAAAUCGGGAAAAUUCUGGAGAAGCCUGAUAUCAAGUUGACGCCCAACUUCGAGGACACCUUCACAAAGUUACAGCAAGAAAGCAAAGCAGAUUCAGGAUUUCGGUCUGAUUGGGAGAGCAUCCUCGGCUCAUUUACCUUAUUCUACUGGGAGGGAUUGAUCAACCAACUGAAAUCCCAGAAGUUUGACCAGGAUGAUCUACUGCGAGAGGGCUUCCACGAGGCUGUGGAGAAGGGCGAGAUCGCGUUUCGGAUUGUUGAGAAGCUCAAGUAUAGUUCCUACUGCGAGUGCGAUAUCGAAGAUGGAGUGUUGUACUUACAGUGCACGAGCAAAACCUGGGGAAGCAAUAUCGACGACGCUGCUCAGGGGCUGCUAGAUCGUUUGUAG
Molecule: messenger RNA, 942 nt
Organism: Annulohypoxylon maeteangense
Lineage: Eukaryota; Fungi; Ascomycota; Sordariomycetes; Xylariales; Hypoxylaceae
Exons: 4
Coding region: 1-942 (313 amino acids)
Source: RefSeq, a predicted model, not a curated record